Messenger RNA from Solanum tuberosum (potato), 839 nucleotides. RefSeq names its product E3 ubiquitin-protein ligase MARCH1-like. The transcript is spliced from 4 exons. The coding region runs from base 234 to 824 and encodes 196 amino acids. Lineage: Eukaryota; Viridiplantae; Streptophyta; Magnoliopsida; Solanales; Solanaceae. The record is from RefSeq and is a predicted model, not a curated record. Gene Ontology annotation, molecular function: zinc ion binding.
CUAUGACUUGUUGACAUUUUCAUUCUUCUUCUUCUUCAGACAACACAACAGAAGAGAAUAAAAAACACCUCUUCUUCCCUAACACCAAGUUUCUUUGGGGGAAGAGAGACUCAUAUGUGUAUCUAUUUGUAAUAAACAAGAAAAAGGGUAUCCGGGUUUUUGAUUUUCUUGAUGAAUUGAAACUUGAUCAUUCUAUACUUGUUAAUUUCUGGAGGAAUUGGGGAAAAAUUAUAAUGGAAUUGGUUGAUCAGUCUGAAUCUUCUCCUUUGGUUCCUCCUUCUGUGAUCACUGACACAAGUGAGAUCGAUCUUGAAGCUGGUUCUAGUGAACAGAUUCAGUGUAGGAUUUGUCUUGAGACUGAUGGUAGGGAUUUUAUUGCACCUUGCAAGUGUAAAGGUACAUCAAAGUUUGUUCAUCGGGAAUGCCUGGAUCAUUGGCGUGCAGUGAAAGAAGGAUUUGCUUUUUCCCAUUGCACAACUUGCAAAGCUCCCUAUUACUUGAGAGUUCAUGUUCCCACUGAUAGAAAGUGGCGAACUUUGAAGUUCCGAUUCUUUGUGACCAGAGACAUUUUGUUCAUCUUUCUCGCAGUUCAGCUUGUUAUAGCCUUACUGGGAUAUUUAGUUUACUUGAUCGACACCCACCAUAAGUCUUGGUUGCGUUUUACUUGGGGGUUUGAUAGCGAACUAAGCUUCUACUACCUAUGCGGUAAACAUCUUGAGCUUUCCACUAGUUAUUAUUUGUUAAGUCCUGAUUUUUUUUUUGAUUGGUUGUAUGUUCUAAAUCAUGGUGUUGCCUAUCGCAAAAGAAAGAGAUCUGUUAAGUAAUGAUAUUUCAUGUUG